AUGCACUACACGACGCUUGCUUCCGUCGUCGCUUUCCUGAGCGCCACUGCAUCUCUCGCCGCUUCCUCUCGCCUCGACACCCUCGAGAAGGAGUACUCUCACGCCGAGUUCGAAGCCUCCAAAGCCGCCGCCCUCCUCGCUCGCGCCAAGACUUACGGCAACAGUGCCGAAGCGAAGCACAAGCGGGAGGUCUUUGCGGAGAGGGAGAAGCGCUGGGUCAAGGAGGAGAAGCGGCUGGAGAAGGAGAUUGAGAAGCGCGCUUCGACUAUCUCGCGGAUCGUUGCGGGACACAGGACGACGACGACCGCUGCGCCGACCAAGACGGUCAGUCGGGUUCUCUGGAACGACAGGACGACUACCGCCACGGCCUCCAAGUCGACCACUACUACCGUUCCUGCGUCUACCUCGACCGCCUCGUCGAAGAAGGGCGUCGGCUACAACAUGGCUUCGUACACCUCGAAUCUCAAGAUCUCGUGGGCGUACAAUUGGGGCCAGACGCCCGACGGCACCCUCAACAACGGCGUCGAAUACGUUCCCAUGUUCUGGGGACCGGGCGGAGCGUCGACGUGGAGUGCGAAUGCGCAGAAGGCAAUCUCGAGCGGCUCGACGCACCUUCUCGGCAUGAACGAGCCAGACCUUGGCUCGCAGUCGAACCUGACGAUCCCCCAAGCCGUCGCGACUUGGAAGGCGAACAUGUCCCCCUUCUACGGCAAGGCCAAGCUCGUCUCGCCUGCUGUGACGAACGGCGGAUACCCCAUGGGCGUCGGAUACCUCCAGGACUUCAGGGGCAACUGCACGCAGUGCUGGAACGAGAUCGACGCCGUGGCGCUUCACUGGUAUGACCAAUCUUGGAACACCGACUACCUCAAAAACUACCUCACCGACGCCUACAACACUCUUGGCAAGCCCAUCUGGCUUACCGAGUUCGCCGGCAGUGGAACGGUCGCCGAGCAACAGCAAUUCCUCAAGACGGUCAUCCCCUGGAUGGACGCCCAACCCUGGAUCCAGCGCUACGCCGGCUUCGGCGACUUUGCCGGCAACUACGUCAACUCGGAUGGAUCGCUCACCCAGUUGGGCCAGGCGUACUCCGACACCGUCUGA
Molecule: messenger RNA, 1101 nt
Organism: Rhodotorula toruloides NP11
Lineage: Eukaryota; Fungi; Basidiomycota; Microbotryomycetes; Sporidiobolales; Sporidiobolaceae
Product: Glycoside hydrolase, superfamily
Exons: 5
Coding region: 1-1101 (366 amino acids)
Biological process (GO): fungal-type cell wall polysaccharide metabolic process
Cellular component (GO): fungal-type cell wall
Source: RefSeq, a predicted model, not a curated record